UCUGUAUUAAAACCUAGAGUGAAAAGCAAUUACUAUAUUUAAGGCUGUAAUCAAGCUCACAAUAGUGCUACCCAAAAUGUAUUAAAAAAGUUGCCACAAAAGAAAAAGCCAUGCCAAAUACCUAGAAUCAAGUGCAAACACCCAUAAGUCAAGCCAACCCACAACAACAUCCACAAGUGUCCAAAACUAACCACGUACCAACUCACCCACCCUCCUGCACACCGCCAUGUUAGGCAGCAGGAGCCCCCCAUCGUACAAACAACUCGCAACGGGAACGGGGGGCUCCGCCAGCGCCUCCACUUUCAGUUCCAGUUCGAGUUCCACUUCAAAGUCGUGCAGCAACAGCUCCCAAAGCGGUCAUCACUAUCAACAGGCCUACGUGGGCCAUUCCCACACCUGUUACCACCAUCAGCAGCAGCAGCAACAGCAGCAGCAGCAACAGCAUCAUCAUCAUCAUCAUCCUAGUCACGCCCACGGGAGCCGCACCUCGCUGACGCCUACGAUGAAGCGCGGCAAGAAAAACUGGGGCAGUCGUGAGAGAUCAAGCAUGAGUUUUCUGAUUGUCAUUCUCUUUUUUGCUGUCUUUGGCCUCAUCAUUUUAACAGAGGUAUUCAUGAUCGAUGAACGCUCCCACAGCGGCUUGAUGGCUAUGAGGGCGGGCGGUGGGGGUGGCGCCAGCCUGGGCGGCCGCAUCGGCGACUCGAUGCCAGAUUAUGAUAAUGUUAAGGACGACUACGAUCUGGAUGACAGCAUUUUGGGUGAUAAUAAAUUAGGUUUUAUACAGUUUCGUGACAAUAAACUUAAAAUUCAAGAUGCCGCAGGCGUCGACGGUCAACAUCCCCGCUAUGCGGGCAUGAUGCUCAAUGGCGCUGUCGGAGCAGCAGGAGUGGGUGGAGGAGCUGGAAUCGGUGCUGGCGCCUUUGGUGUGGGUGUUGCUGGCGGUGGCAACGGCCUCAACAUGCCAUUGAUACCCUGGGGCCAACUGCUGCCCGCCAAGGUGGAGGAGACACUGCCACAUUUUCCAUUUGGCACCGCGCCCAGUGACGGCGCCUGGCAGGUUGUCAAUGGGACCCGCUUCAAGUUCUUUGUCUACUCCGCCUACUUUGAUCGGCGAGAUGGAGCCCGCCUUGUGCGCGUCGUGGGCGCAACCAAAACACGUGGACCAGAGCGCGUCUGGUGCCGAUUUUGGUAUGGACCAACGACACACAACAGCAGCGAGGCAUCCUCAUCCGCAGCACGUGCCAAGUACACCUCAGCCACGGUAAUGGCUCGCGUCAAGAUCAUUCGAGAGAACUGGAAUCUUAAGUACAGCGCCUGCUUUGUUUUGUGUCCGGUGCGUGCCCCAUUGUUGGAUGUGCCCCAAUAUGUCAGCGUUGUUUCCAGAUUGAGGGCACCGCCUGGCAAUUUAAUAACGUUGCGCAACACGGAUCAGGAUGUGGACUUUGCGGCGUCCUCUAGCAAUGGAAGUGCCACUGGCCCCAAUCGGCGACCCUUGCCGCAUGCACCACCCAGCGGCGAUCAGAUACCGGAUCGCAUGGCCGUUUGUGUGAAACCGUUUCAUUUCAGCUAUGACCAGGCGCUGUAUCUGAUGGAGUACCUGGAGUUCUAUGCACUGCUGGGCGUGUCACACUUCACCUUCUACAAUCACACGCUCGGCCCGCACGCUUCCUGUGUGCUGCAGAGCUAUCAACGUGGUCAGGUCCCUGGCAAUCUAACGGCCUUCGACUGGGAGCCUCUGCAGCCGGCCGAGGCGGCCAACAAUGCAACGCCGCGUGUGCUUAAAUCGUUGCACUACCAGAGACCCACUGUCAGCAUUUUACCCUGGAAUUUGCGCAUGCGCUCUCAGAAGGAGAUACGCACCGAGGGCCUAUUCGCUGCUCUCAAUGAUUGCCUCUACAGGACAAUGUAUCGCUAUAAGUAUUUGGCUCUGGUCGAUCUGGAUGAGUUCAUCGUGCCGCGCUACACGGACACGCUCAACGAUUUGCUAAGCUCUCUUAAUCAGCGCUUUCGUAAUCGCAACACUGGCGCCUAUUCGUUUCAAAAUGCCUUCUACUAUCUGCAGUUUGCCGAUGAUCCGCUGGCCAGUUCGGGCAUAUCGGGUGGCAAUGAUCAGCUGGGCAGUGUGCGUGCCUCCUUGGUUACGCAACGCAAGACUCGCAGGCGCUACAAACUGCAUCCGCAGAAGCAGCGCUCCAAAUACAUAUGCAAGCCAGAAGCAGUGGUUGAGGCGGGCAAUCAUUUUGUUUGGGAAUUUUCGCCAGGAAUGGGAUCGUUGAAUGUGCCACCAAAGGAGGCCAUUUUGCAACAUUAUCGAGUUUGUGAAUUCGGAGGCAAUGAUUGCAUUAAGGCGCCCUCAAUUUUGGAUCGCACCACAACCAAGUACGUGAAUCGCUUGGUGCAGCGCGUCGAUGCCGUUUAUCGACAUUUGCGACAACGUUGCGAUCUGCCCGCACUGCCCACGAUACCGAGACGGGCCAAUGCCCAAGCGGACCAGCAGCACAACGAGAAGCCAAAGUUACUACAGCAAAUGCGUGAAUUGAAUGCACUCAAAACGAACGAGCAGCUCAAGGAACAAACGAGUGCCACAACGAAGCAACCGCAGCUGGAGCAGCAGCAGCAGCAGCAGCAGCAAGAGCAAGAGCAACCAAAGGCAACGAUAAGGAAGAUGACGACGACAACAACAACGACAAGGACGACACAGAUAAAGCAGCGAAAUAACGGUAAUAGCAAUGGCAACAGCAAAGCACAGAAUCCACUCAAAGCAGCAAGCACAGCCAGCACAGCGAGCGCAGUGACAAGGACAACAACAACGGAUGCCAAGCAGCUGGCGCCACCGGCAAGUGUGCGAAAGAAACGGAAGAUGAUCGUCUUUGAGCUAAAUGAUAUGGGUGCUCCGAUAGCACGUGUGGAAUACCACUGAGAUGAAAUCGAACUGAUUGGCGAUAUAGUGAGUCACGCGUGAGUCGUGAGAGUGCGUGAGUGCGUGAGUCGUGUGCCAAUUACGAUUAGUUGAGUUUUAGCAGCGAAGAAAGCAGAGCUUGAAUAUUUUGAGAAUAGAUUUUAGUGUUUGGGUUGUGCUUCAGAGCGGUUGUUGUAUUACAUUUUGCUCAAUGUCAUAUCAAAUUUGGAAAAUGCGAGAGAACAAUACCAAAAAAGUCCAUUCAACGAAUAAAACUCUCAUUGUUUUUUAAUUUUGUAUGACAGUUAACCAUAUGAUUUUAUUUACCUUUCGUAUACUAAAUAAUGAGCAUUUAAAUUAACUUAAUUCAUUGGUCUGUUGUUUUGGUCAUCCUAAAAAUAACUUUAAAUAGAAUACAUACAAAAUUAUUCCUAUGCAAAAUUCUGAAAAUUCCUAAUAAUAAAGUCAAACUGUUAGCCUAAGUUUAGUGUAAGCGCCCAAAAUUCAAAGACAAAAGCCCCAAAUACUGUUAGUUGUACGUAUAUAUAUAUAUAGA
Molecule: messenger RNA, 3455 nt
Organism: Drosophila grimshawi
Lineage: Eukaryota; Metazoa; Arthropoda; Insecta; Diptera; Drosophilidae
Exons: 9
Coding region: 227-2920 (897 amino acids)
Source: RefSeq, a predicted model, not a curated record